UGGGGCCCCCGGGCAAUAGGGGAUCAUGGGGCCCCUGUGUCCUUGCUCAAACUCAAAAAAGCCUAUGAAAAAGGUACCAGGGGCAUCUCAUGGGGCCCCCUACUGACCCCGGUCCCUCGGGCAGUGCCCGAGUUUCCAAAUGGUCAGUCCGCCCCUGGACCCCAUAAUAGGAUGCGCUUGCCACUUACCAUUGCGAGCAGUACUGCCACGCUAGCAUCCUUUUUUAUACCUGUAAUAUAUAUAUACUGUAUAUAUAUCCUAUAGUCAAUACAUUCUAGAGUGUUUUGGAAACAUUUUCUAUACUCUUAUUUUCACU
Staurois parvus is the source of this 316-nucleotide messenger RNA. Lineage: Eukaryota; Metazoa; Chordata; Amphibia; Anura; Ranidae. The record is from the annotation of a GenBank genome assembly.